Molecule: messenger RNA, 882 nt
Organism: Cryptococcus deneoformans JEC21
Lineage: Eukaryota; Fungi; Basidiomycota; Tremellomycetes; Tremellales; Cryptococcaceae
Exons: 3
Coding region: 41-757 (238 amino acids)
Biological process (GO): tRNA processing
Cellular component (GO): nucleolar ribonuclease P complex
Source: RefSeq, a predicted model, not a curated record
CGCUAUUCUAUUAUAAUCAUCCAUAAAUUCCUCACAAAACAUGGUCAACAACGGCUCUAAUACUUCCAAAUCCAGUCAGGCUAAACAACCCAAGCAAAAUAGCCCCAAAAAGCAGCCGCAGGUCCCUAGACAGCCAGACCAGCCUCAGAUCCUCAACAAAGAUCUUUUUCAGCGGAUUAACUACACAUAUCAGGCUGCCAUCUUUUUGCAGGAUGUCGGCGGCGGUGCAGGACCAUCAUCAUCAAUAUCUGUUGGAGAUGGAGAUGUACAUUUGGUGACGGAUAGAAAGGGUAAGAGACGGGCGGUCGAGCGUGCAGGGGAUCAAGGAGCGUUCAAAAAGCUGGCAAGGAUGGGUAUGAGAGAAACCAAAACUAUGGUCGUGCACAAUCAACUCAAACUUGACCCAUCGCUCAAGAGGUCUAUUUGCCGGGUUUGCUCAACUGUCCUCAUCCCAGGACUUACAAGUCGUAUACGAAAUCGACCCAACCGAAACACUUUUAACAAGACAAACCAAACAUGUCUCACAUGCUCCGCCUUCCUGUCUAUCCCAUCCCCACCCGUUGCUCACCACAAUAAUCCAACAGAAAGCUCGGUUGCACAAGAUCAAGAUCCUCUUGACGGCCCUGUCAGAGCAGCUAGAAGGAAAAAAGUAACUAGAAGUAAACCCGCUUUCCACGAGUAUGAACGUCGAGAUGAAAGGACGAAGGGGCAUGUGCUCUGGAAAGGCGAGGAGAAAGUUGGAAGGUGGGGUGUUUGACCCCGUCGAGAAGCCCGUCAGGGAGGAAACUGCAGCAAAAUGAUAGGGAGGAUGUGUAACAGACCUGAAUGAUGGCGUACCUUAAGAUGUACAUGUCACUUGCCUAUUGGUUAGGGUCCUAUUUA